This is a messenger RNA of Puccinia triticina, 369 nucleotides long. RefSeq lists its product as uncharacterized. The record is from RefSeq and is a predicted model, not a curated record. The transcript is spliced from 3 exons. NCBI's taxonomy places the organism in Eukaryota, Fungi, Basidiomycota, Pucciniomycetes, Pucciniales, Pucciniaceae. Bases 1 to 369 code for a protein of 122 amino acids.
AUGGAACAAAGUAACCAAGCUGAUUGGGAAGAAGAAUCUUACAAACCAACUGAAGAUCAAGAUGGUCUCUUCCCUAGGCCAGAAAGUGAUAGUGCCUCUGGUAAAGGUCAUCCCCAGGCUGAAACAUCAGGGGGCCCAAGGUGGUAUUGGGAUGUAGCUGAUGCAAUGGAAGCCAUCCAGUACAUCACCAAGAGUAAAAUCACUGUUGAGCAAAUUACCACUGGGAAGGCCGGCAUCCAGCGCAUGACGGCACUGGCCAACAUCCAGAAUGGAAGACACCCCAAAGAAAAGCCAAUCACACCAAAAUAUAUUGCCAGGAAACUUCUUGAAGUAUGUAUCUCAUCUUGGGUCCCUGUUGAGCAAGGCUGA